AUGUCGUUCAAUCCAACCGAUCUUGAUACCAAAUCUAUUGCCACUAUCCGAACGCUUUCAGCUGAUGUUGUAGCAAACGCCAAGUCGGGACACCCUGGCGCUCCCAUGGGUCUUGCGCCGUUGGCCCACCUGCUGUGGAGCCGGGUGAUGACGGCUGACCCGAAAGACUCGCGAUGGAUUAACCGGGAUCGCUUCGUGCUCUCCAACGGUCAUGCGUGUGCCCUGCUGUACAUUAUGCUGCAUCUGAUGGGCUACAAACUCUCGAUGGAUGACCUCAAGGCUUUCCGUCAACUUGACUCUCUUACGCCUGGCCAUCCUGAAGCCAACCACACGGACGGUGUUGAGGUGACAACCGGUCCCCUUGGGCAAGGAUUCGCGAAUGCUGUCGGUCUCGCCAUGGCUCAGGCGAAUGCCGCAGCGGCAUUCAACAAGGAUGGCUUUGAACUGUUCAACAACCGCACAUACGUCUUCCUUGGUGAUGGAUGUAUGCAGGAGGGUGUGGCUUCUGAGGCUGCCUCGAUGGCCGGUCACUUGGGCUUGAAGAAUCUGAUCGCUUUCUACGACGACAACCACAUCACGAUUGAUGGCGAUACCAACUGCGCGUUCACGGAGGACGUGGGCAAGCGGUUUGAAUCGUACAACUGGAAUGUGCUCACUGUGAAAAACGGUGAUGAAGACCUCUCAGCUCUUUGGGAUGCGAUCGUCAAGGCACAGCAGGAGAAGGAGCGCCCCACGUUAGUUUGCGUGCAAACCACGAUCGGUUUCGGCUCGCUGAACCAGGGCAAGGCCAGUGUGCACGGCGCGCCUUUGAAGGAAGAUGAUAUUGCGCAGCUCAAGACUAAAUUUGGGUUCAACCCUGAAGAGAAGUUUGUUGUGCCGCAUGAUGUGCGUGAUGCCUACAAAUCGUACGCUGACCGCGGCGCUGCUAAGCACGCCGAGUGGCUCAAGCUCUUUGAGGAGUAUGGCAAGAAGUACAGCAAGGAAUACGAGGAGAUUAAUCGUCGUAUUGCUCAAAAGCUGCCAGAGGGCUGGGAAAAGGCACUCCCGACAUAUACGCCCAACGACAAACCUAUGGCUACGCGCAAGCUCUCAGAGAUCGCGAUCACAAGCAUCGCGGCACAACUGCCUGAGAUGCUGGGCGGCUCCGCCGACCUGACGGGCUCGAACCUGACUCGCUGGAGCGAUGCCACUGAUUUCCAAAACCCAACGCUCGAGAUUGGUCAAUACAGUGGUCGCUACAUCCGCUACGGUGUCCGUGAGCAUGGUAUGGGUGCCAUUAUGAACGGUCUGCACGCCUAUGGUAUGCACAUCCCGACUGCCGGCACGUUCCUCAACUUUGUUACGUAUGCUUGGGGCGCUGUGCGUCUGUCAUCGUUGUCGCAGUUCCAAGUGAUCUGGGUUGCGACGCACGACUCGAUUGGUCUUGGUGAAGACGGUCCUACCCACCAGCCGAUCGAGACGGCCGCCGCUCUUCGUGCUCUACCCAACAUGGACUUUUGGCGCCCUGCGGACGGUAACGAGGUGUCGGCUGCCUAUAAGAUUGCAUUGGAAAGCCGCAAGACGCCUUCCGUGAUUUCGCUCACGCGCCAGAACUUGCCGCAGCUUGAGGGUUCUUCGAUCGAGAAGGCAUCGCGUGGUGGUUACGUGCUGGUCGAGAACACUGAUGCGGACAUUACGCUUGUGUCGACGGGUUCGGAAGUGUCGAUCUGCUGCGAUGCUGUGGCUAAAUUGGCUGAGCGCGGCAUCAAGGCGCGUAUUGUCUCUGUUCCGUGCUUCCGGGUGUUUGACCUGCAGCCGUAUGAUUACCGCAUCUCGGUGCUGCCAUCAGGCAACCCUAUUAUGUCGGUGGAAGCUUACAGCACAUUUGGCUGGGGUGUGUACUCGCACGUACACCAUGGCAUCAACACUUUCGGUGUUUCGGCGCCGUACCAGAAGGCGUACGAAAAGUUCCAGCUUACCGACCACGAUGUGGCUGACAAGGCCCAGAAGGUUGUCGAAUAUUACAAGAAGCUUGGACAAGUACCCUCGCCCAUUGCCAUCCAGGCUGCCUUGGAGCUGCAGCAGUAG
Molecule: messenger RNA, 2067 nt
Organism: Malassezia restricta
Lineage: Eukaryota; Fungi; Basidiomycota; Malasseziomycetes; Malasseziales; Malasseziaceae
Product: transketolase
Exons: 2
Coding region: 1-2067 (688 amino acids)
Biological process (GO): pentose-phosphate shunt
Cellular component (GO): cytosol
Molecular function (GO): transketolase activity
Source: RefSeq, a predicted model, not a curated record